This is a messenger RNA of Heterobilharzia americana, 375 nucleotides long. Lineage: Eukaryota; Metazoa; Platyhelminthes; Trematoda; Strigeidida; Schistosomatidae. The record is from the annotation of a GenBank genome assembly.
AUGAAUCAGACAGCAGUUGGCUCAGAAAAAUAUUCAGAAAUUGUUAGCGCAAGCUUGAAAGUCUGCGUUACAAAAAAGCAGGAAACAUUCCAACGCAAACAUUCUAAUGUCUGUUUGGUAUUUCUUCGGUCAGUGAAGAUGUCGGUGUUCCAUGACGAAAUCGAAAUUGAAGACAUGGAGUAUGAUGAGGAGUCAGAAACAUAUUCUUAUCCUUGUCCAUGUGGUGAUCGAUUCCUGAUUACGAAGGAAGAUCUAUUGUCCGGUGAUGAUGUAGCACGUUGUCCUAGCUGUUCUCUGUAUAUACGUGUUAUUUAUGACAUGGAAAAUAUACCAUCCAACCUACAGGAAUCACCAGCUGAAAUCAUGGUUACCUGA